AUGUUACCAGGUGGCGCUCGGUUUUCAUCGUUCCAUGUCAAAGCCACGUCAAAACUGGGAGAAAACAAACUCAAUCCUCACUCAAUUCCAUUAGUGCCAUUAGCUUGUGUACUGUGUACUGAUGAGAGUGAUAAAUAAUCAAUAUUCGAUCGAAAACGCCUGUUGUAGAUGUUCUUUUGGCAGAUAUUUUGCUCUAUUUAGAUGGAAAAAGCCGACCUUAGUAGAAGGAGAAGCAGUUCUCCGUGCUAAUCAUGUGAUUUUGUGUGAGGCAGGAGACUUCAACAAAAGGCACAUGUUUGCACUUUGUCUACAAACUUCGGCGAUGAAAUCUUCCUCACAUGAAGUGAAAUUGAAGUUGGGGUCCAGAGGAACUCCUGUAGAACAAUGGAUUUGUAUUUGUUCCUGCAAAGUAGGACAAUCUGGGUAUUGUGAACAUGUUGUAGCAGUUCCUUUAUAUGUCAAUUGA
Molecule: messenger RNA, 466 nt
Organism: Phaedon cochleariae (mustard beetle)
Lineage: Eukaryota; Metazoa; Arthropoda; Insecta; Coleoptera; Chrysomelidae
Source: the annotation of a GenBank genome assembly